UGAAAAUGGAGAAGUAGUCCUUUCAGCAUGGAAAGGAAAGACAGCCAUGACAGUGGUCAUGUGCAUGUGAUCAGGUUUCCUUGGCGACGUGAUUUAGGGAGAAGUGUGGAGGUGGAUCAAGUAAAACCAGGAGAGUAUACUCUACAGACCCUCUUCCUACAGUUCUGUUCCAUUGCAGAGAAGAAAGUUGAACAAGUGGUGGCAGAACCACUGGAAAAGCCUUUGGCAAAGUCAUUACAGAGAGGAGAGGACACACAGUUUGAUCAGAUUCUGGGAGCGUUAGGAUGUGUAGCGGAGCAGAGUCUUCCCUCCAUUUUACAGAGUUUGUUCCGAUGGUUCGAGAAACAAAACCUGAUUGAUGAAUCGACUCAACUCGAUUCUCGCCAAAGACACAGGAGUAAAGGCAAGGACUUCCUGUGUGAGAAAUAUUAGCUAGCUGUAGAGUUUGUCUACUGCCUGGUGCUCAUUGAAGUCCUAGCUAAGCUAAAUUUCCACCCUGGCUAUGAAGACCUAGUGGUGUACAUCAUUAAACAAGCCUUCAGACACUUCAAGUACAAGGAUGGGAUACAAGCCAAUCCAAACUCACAGAACAUUAGUGUGAUAGCAGACCUGUAUGCUGAAGUCAUUGGAGUGCUUGCUCAGUCAAGGUUUCAGUCUGUGAGGAAGCAUUUUGUCAACGAGUGGAAGGAACUGAAGCUGAGAGAUCAGACUCCCUACACAGCUCAGAGUAUAAUCAGUCUGCUGAAUGGCCUCAAAUACUUCAGGGUCAAGAUGCAUCCUAUUGAGGACUUUGAGGCCUGUGUAUCAUUCCUCCAUGACCUUGGCCAUUACUUCCUAGAUGUCAAGGACAGAGAAAUCAAGCAUGCCCUGGCUGCAUUGUUUGUAGAUAUUCUGCUUCCUGUGGCAGGAACUGCCAAGAAUGAGGUGAAUGUCCCUGUGCUGAAGAACUUGGUGGAGAUGUUGUAUACACCUGUGGUAGACAUGACCAUGAAAAAGAAACACUCCAGUCAAGUCUUUCCACUUGUGACCUGCCUCCUGUGUGUCAGUCAGAAGCAGUUCUUCCUGAAUAACUGGCCAUAUUUCCUCACCACUUGUCUGUCACAUCUCAAGUCCAGGGACCCCAAAAGCUCCAGAAUGGCCCUUGACUCUCUUCAUAGGCUUCUCUGGGUUUACAUGGUGAGGAUCAAGUGUGAGAGUAACAGUGUAACACACAGUCGACUACAGAGCAUUGUCAGCAGCUUAUUUCCCAAGGGGUCAAAGGUUGUCACACCAAAGGAUGUCCCCUUGAAUUACUUUGUCAAAAUCAUUCAGUUUAUUGCCAAGGAAAGACUGGAUUUUGCCAUGAAGGAAAUCAUUUUUGAUCUACUGUGUGUAGGAAGGCCUGCCAAAAUAUUUCUGUCCCAUGGACCAGAGAGGAUGAACAUUGGUUUGCGAGCUUUCCUGGUGAUAGCGGACAGUCUACAACAGAAGGAUGGAGACCCCCCAAUGCCCCAGGCCCAGGCCACCCUCCCCUCAGGAAGUACGGUCAGGGUCAAGAGAACGUUUCUGAACAAGAUGUUGACAGACACCACAGCCAAGAGUAUCGGUAUAUCUCAGUAUUACCCCCACAUGCUGAAAGCCUUUGACUCCAUGUUGAGAGCACUGGAUUUGCAAGUGGGCAGACAACUCCUGCAGACUAAAACAGAAAAUGUUGGCAAGGAGCCAGAAGUCUUGAUGGGGGGAGAGAGGAAGGCAAAGAUAGAGCUGUUCAGGACCUGCAUUGCUGCCAUCCCUCGCCUGAUUCCAGAUGGAAUGACUCCUAUGGAGCUUGUAGAGAUGCUGAAUAGACUGACAGUACAUGUUGAUGAUACACUGAAAGGCCAUGCCUUUCAAGCUUUGCAGAAUCUGAUGUUGGAGUCAGCUUCCUGGAGAGAAAAUGUCAUCAGAGGUUUUGUGAUGUUCAUCCAGAAGGAGAUCAGUGACGUGACAAAUCAGUUGUUGGACAGCUCACUCCGUCUGUUGAUGCAGCUUCUGGUUCAGUGGAAGGCUAGCAUGAACACCAACAAGGAUAAGAGCUCAGGAGAUGGUAAUGUGGUGUUGGUCAGACAGGAAGUAACAGAUCUGAGCGUGCUCCAUGAGGUAGAGGGACUGGCCUUGGUCAUGAUGUGCAGUGCUAGAGUUGUCACUCGUAAACUUGCUGUUCAUCUGCUCAAGGAAGUCAGAAAUAUCUUCAACUCGGCCAAUACACAGGGGAAUGCUGAGCCCUGUCUGUUGGAGAUGAUUGACAGAUCGUGUGGUGAUAUCAUCAAGAGACUCCUCCCAUCUCUUCCUCACUCAGAAAAGUCUUUGAUUAUGACAUCAUCAAACAUUGACCUGACUUGGAUUAUUGACCGGGCAGCCUCAGUUUGGAAUCCCACUGUCAUUGACCCCAAGAUGCAGGAGCGACACUGGACGGCAGGGAAGGUCAGUCCAUGGAUGAGAUGUGUGGCUAUGUUUGUGUCCAGUGACUUUGGAAUGACAGUCUGUCCCCAUGCUGUGGGAGCAUCAUGGCCUAUCGUGUUCACCAGGCUCAGUAAUGUCUACACACUACUGGAACCAAGUACAAUGAUAAAUGAGAACCGUACUUCUCUGCUGCGUUCUGGCACAUCAAACAAGAAGCCAACUACAGAGAAAGACCUGGUCAUGGAGUUAUGGCAGAACUAUGUCAUCCUGGCUUGUGCUGUGGCUCAAAAGGGAAUCCCCUCUCAAUUCAGAUGUGCAUCACCAGACCCAGGGUCUUCCCCAGACAGUUCUGGAGGAGAUAAAAGUGACAGCAUCAAGAACAAUAACUCCUGCUCAGCCACUGCCCUUUUCACGAUGUUAGUUCCGCUUAUGAAGUGUGAGAACAUUGAUAUGAGAGACACCAUUGUAAAUGGACUGGGAUACACAAACCCUGCAGUGUUCAGAGAGCUGAUGGAUGAACUGGUGGGAUUUUUAAAAGAGGCCAUAGAUAGGAAGGAGGGAAAUUUCAAACGGAGAAGAAAGAAGGAUGUUCUUAGAGUUCAGCUAGCUCAUAUAUUUGAGCUGAUGGCUGCUAAUAAGACAUUUGCCCAAGCGGACUCUGGUGUGAUAGACAAAGAGGAACACUGCCUGAACAAGACGUUUGUGGAGUACAUUGAUGGAGCACGGCAGUACCUGGAGAGUGAGAGUGACCGGAACCUCCCCGACCUACAGGACAUCAGGCUCCACUUCAGUCGCUUUGUACGGGAACUCAUCAGUCAUACCCCAAUGGAGUACAAGCGUACCUUGUUAACCCGUGACCUGAGAUACAGUCUGCAUCUCAUUGGGAAUUAUUUGACUGUGUUUAGAAUUAGUAUUUCCUCUCUCAACAACAGGGUGUCUAAGGAGGAGAUAACUGAUUUAGAGUUGUCUGCAGUCAGAGCUAUGUCUGCUGUAUUGUGCUGUGGUCCUGUGUUUGAUCCAAAUGGUCUGAAUGAUGACGGCUACAUCUACAAAUGGGCUCACAUGCUGCUCAGUUCCCAUGAAGACAGGAUCUAUGAACUGGCCAAAGAGACAGUGGUGUUAUUGCUGGACUUUAACCCUGACACCAGUGGCCUACUGGACUGGGUGAUUGACCGCUGUUACACAGGAGCCAAUGAAGUGGCAGAUGGAUGCUUCAACGCACUGGCAGCUGUUUUCCAAUCCAAGGAGUAUCCUUGUGAUCAUGUGGCCAUGUUGAACCUAGCCCUUCUGAAUGUUGGAAGUCCGCGGAUGCAGACACAUGAGACAGCAGUACAGCUCCUUCACCUCCUGGAUACGAGGUUUUUCCAGGAGCCGGUUUUCUACACAGAAUCAACAGCAGAAGACGUCAACCAGGCACGUCUGCCACUGAACGACAUCUUCCUGUCUGUGUCCUACUGUCACGCUCAGAUGAGUCUAUCAGAACAACUGGCCAAAUUCCAUCCAGAAAUCACACUGGACAUGUUCUCUGAAAUAACUCACAGAUUUCAGACAGCAAAACCGUCUGUCAGACAAACUCUGUUGAGGUACUUGUUACCAUGGUUACAUAACAUGGAGCUUGUUGACCCCUCCCUACCACAGGUCAGCCCUUUCACUAACUUCCUGACUCGUCUCCAUGACAACCAGGUGGAGACAUACAAACCUCCACUGAAGGGGGAGGGAUGGGGAUCACCAGAAGCCACAAAAAUGGUGCUGAACAAUCUGUUUUACAUCACAGUCAAGUUUGGAGAUGACCAUUAUAGAGAGAUAGAAGAGCUGUGGGCAGCAUUGGUCAUUGGCUGGCCAAACAACUUACGAGUCAUCAUUCAUUAUCUUGUCAUCUUAACAAACAUGGCUGCUGCUGAACUCCUUCCAUUUGCCAAGAGGGUUGUGAGUUACUUGGGGCGAGCUCGCCCUGAGCGUCUGGUGGAUGAGCUGAUGAAUGAGUUACAGACAGUGGAGACACUCAACAUGACGAUCGAGCGCACUCAAACACCACCAUACUUCAGACUCUCUCAUACCAAGCGUAACCCAGUCACCAUCAAUACAACAGAUGACGAGAAACUAGAGACUCAUCCUGACGCUCCUCUAGAGAAGGGAACACUGCAUACAAAACGACACAGUGCUAACGAAGACUUACCAAGUGAUAGUACACCCCAAACAGAAUCUACAACCUCUCUACGAAGUGUCUCUAGCAACUCAUCUUCCCAAGAUCAGUUCCUACCAGAUGCGGGAGGGCGGCUGGAUGAGGACAUCCACCUUUCUGGUCCCUCCUCUGCUAGGGUUCCAGAGACCAGAAGAAGUGAGUCCCCUGUCCCCUACCCUCUACCCAUGCCAGCCUAUGGAGGAUAUUUUGCCCCACUUUCUGAAUUUCUUCCUGAGAGUCUUCAUCCUACUCCUGGUUUCCAUAGGAGCAACAUAGCCGUAAUGUUUCUGUCGGACUUGGUGCUAGAUGGCCUGGAGAUUGACUGGUCCGCUCAUCUGCCAUUGAUGUUACACGUCAUCUUCUUAGGCCUCGAUCACAUGAGGGCUAUGGUUUAUGAACAUUGUAAGAAGCUUUUAGAAAAUCUGAUUCUGUUGGCCUCGGCACAGGAAGGUCAGAACAUUGCCAGGAUGUUACUGGGUUACCGUAGUAACAUCUCAGACACUCUCAAACUUAUAGCAGAAGAUAGAGAGGGGCCGGGAAUUCUGGAGAGCAGUACAGAAGACCCAAUCUCUCGGUCCACCAUUAGUGUAGAGAGCAAGGACAGCAACCAGACACUGAUUCCUGAUGUUGCUGUAGCAGCUGAGCAACUCAGUGACCCAGAUUCAUUUGACACAGUAGAGGAUAUUGUCAAAGCUAUCUUAGAUUUCAUGGAAAGCAGACGUGGUCGGCCACUGUGGAGUUGUGAAGAUAUUACACCGCGGACUCUGAAGACACAGAGUGCUUACCAACUGGAGUUCUUCCUGAAGUGUGUGGUUAAGUGCUUCAAGGAGUUGUCUCCCAUUGCUCUGGUAGAACAGAGGUGGUCACAUGUAGCCCUACAGCUUGCAUUGUCCUGUUCAUCUAGACACUAUGCUGGAAGGUCUUUUCAGGUGUUGCGAGCUCUUCACAUAAGACCCACCACUCAGAUGUUAUCAGACAUUUUGUCUCGUCUGGUGGAGACAGUGGCAGAACAAGGAGAAGACAUGCAGGGUUACGUUACUGAGAUUAUUCUGACACUGGAAGCUGCCGUAGACAAUCUGGACAUUGAGAUGCGUCCCAUGGAUUACAUGAGGGAGAUCUUUAUGUCGACUCCAAACCUGGCCAAGGAUUUCUCUGAGGGUAGAAAGGGGUCCCUGAUGGCCCCCAGACAGGCUACUAGUAUCCCCCACCACGCACGCAGCACGAGUUACUCUGUGACUGGUCCCCCUCACAGAUCUACUCACCUUGACUUGCGGUUCCGAGCCAGUACCGACAUUGACAGACUGAGGUCUAACAUACCACGCUCGCGUAGCGCCCAAUCCCUGAAGAAUGCGGACACCAGUGGAACAGAGGACAAACUGACCAUCAUGGCUCAAAUGUUCUGGAUAGCUGUGUCCUUGCUUGAGUCUGAUUUUGAGUACGAGUUUCUGUUGGCUGUGCAGCUUUUGGAGAGAAUUCUGCAACACAUUCAGCCAGAGAGGACAGAUUGUAGAGAGAGACUGGAGAAAAUCCAGCAGCAAAUAAAGUGGACCAACUUCCUUGGAGUCCAAACCCUACUGCUCAAGGGUUUCACAUCCUCAGUGACAAUGGAAGCUGUGUGGUCUUUGUUGUCAAGAUUAACUAUCAGUAUAAAUGCCCCUGUGGUGGACCCCACAGAAAACCUGGGCUUCCCUAUAAAUGUGAUAGCAUUAUUGCCAGUUCUUGUCCAGAAUUAUGAAAAUCCAAGUCAGAAGUGCCGAGAUGCUGCUGAUCAUAUUGUUCAGAUUUGCUCUCAGAAGUCUGACCGACUUAACAAUCUGGGGACUGUGAUGUCCCUAUACAGCCGUGGUACGUUUGGUAAGGACAGCUUCCAGUGGACUAAGUGUGUCAUUAAGUAUGUCCUGGAUGUGUACGCCUCAGCCAGCCUCAGUAUGAUCAGCUUCCUGGUGGAGGUAUUGGAGAAGGGCCCUAACAGCUACCAGUCCUCAGUGUUCCAGAUCUUACACUGUAUGGUCCACUACAUUGAUGUCAGUUCUCCCUCAUCCUCCAUUCUUAACUCCGAGCUCAUCCAGGUCAUCAGCAAACAUGUCGAGGGUUCACAUCACAAGGAGGCCUUGAAGAUCCUGAAGUUAGCGGUGACUCGAUCCUCUACCUUGGCGGCGGCCCCUCUAUCAGCCACCACCACCACCACCCACGACUACAACCCUCCUGUGACACAUACUUCUUUUGCUGAGGCAGAGAUGUUCAUGACCAAAAAGGAGUUACCAGGAAGGACAUUGGAUUUUUCUGUUGAUAUGAGAACAGUGCCCAUUGUUGGUCGUAACUUUGUCAACACAAGUAUUCAUGGUCCACUGACUGAACAGCCCACCUCUCUGGAAGUUCCAACUUCACCCACACGUAAAGGUACAGGGGACGGAGAAUCCUGCUGGAGGAGACCCCAGAGUUCACAGCCCCGAGUACGAGAGAGACUGGCAGAACUCCUGACAUGUUACGGUCAGAAACGUCUUCCCAAGAGUCCUUCUGUCAUAUUCAGCCAAUCCAGCGACACUUUAGAUCACCAACAGAGUGUAGCCUCCAGUGGAGAAGAAACGUCCACAGCGGAUGGUGGAUCCAGUGACAUUAUGAAUGAACCAAAUGUGAAUGACAUCAACAUGACCAUUAAAGGAUUCGACUUCCUUAAUGAGGAGGAUUCGGACCCCGAUUAUUAUUCUUCCUUGGAUACCAUCAAGCCAUAUGCUAUAACAUCAUCAGAGAGAGACAACAGGCCUACUAGAGGCUAUGGCAGUGUGCCUGAUCUUAAACUGUUGGGUAGCCUCUCCUCAACCUCAGAGAAAGCGGUGUCACCUAGUGAUAGCAUCAGUCUCAAAGAGGUGAUAAUGUCUGAUUCAGAAACAAAUGAGGAGGAUGGACCGUCCUCUGAUUUACCUGGAGGGACCACCAUUGUUGUGCCUCACCCUGGACUUGAUAACAACAAGCUGGUGUCUUUAUUUUACAGACACAGCCUCCAUAGUGAAGAGAGUGGGAGUGACAUUGAUAUGGUGGACAUAAGCUCAAACUCAGCCUCCCCCAGCUUUAACCAGGCCAAGGAGACCUUUGUUUUUAUGAGGUUACAGAACGAUGAGGUAGAGGACGUGUGGAAGGCUCACAUUGCCAAGGUGAUGUCAGAAUCCUCAGCCGUUCUCACGGUCAAGACAUCACAGAUCUUCCCUAGACUUUACAGGGAACUAAGAAGACGCCUGGACGCUAUGACAAAGGAGGCGUGUUACUACAUCUCAAAGACAGAAUCUCUGAAGCACAUGGCAACACAGUUCAGACAGAUAAUGGACCUGAUUUUCCUUCAUAUGGAGUGUCCUUUCUUCUAUGUCGACUCUGACACAUUGACAGGCAGUAGAACUGUUGAGAAGCACAAGUUCAGUGUACUGGAGAUCCAGGACUAUUAUGAAACUUACUGCAUGAGGAAGGAUCUGGCAGAGCAGAGUCUGGAAGUGAUCAAGUCCUCAAUAAAACAAGAGUCCCUGGGGGAGGGAGGUCAGGGAACAGCUGUCUGUAGUACUGACCAGAAACUAGAGCUGUGUACCAAGCUGUAUCGUGUAAUCUUCCAGCUUGUGUCCUUGUUUGAGAACUAUGUCAAGUUGAUGGACACCUUCCGAUCUGUUACUUCAUCACCACAGAUUGCAGACAUGUCUCUACAAGUGUCAUCAGUGCGGGCUGAGGUCUCACAAGCUCUUCAAGAAAUGGAGAAUGGUCAGGUAUCCCCAAUCAACACAGACUCAAGUAAAAUCCUCACCAAGGCUGAGGCGGUCACCAGUUUACUGGAGUACAUCAAUGGGCACCAGUUUGUGAAAGCUGUCCAACUGUUGAGGUCAUUUAGGUGUAAUUGGCCUAACGAUAUUUUUGGACAAACAAGUGAUGAUGACAUCAUUGCUGUCCUGAGUAUUUACUGCGCUUCCCAAGCAGAAAAACGUACAGGUCUAUUUGUCCUGAUGGGGCUGGACAUUGACUUGGGACUCAUUAAGAAUCAGCUGAUGCAGCUGAACAUCCUGAUGAGGGGAAGGUCCUCUUCGGUCCCCUCCCUGACUCCUCACACCCCCGAGGAGGAAUCUCACCAGGACUCCAGCUCCUUAUGACUAGAGCACCUGGGAAAGAUGUCAUUUGUGUGAAACAGAUACACUCUUGUUUGGCUCUGAAUUUCUUUUUUCAGUUACUGAGUGCAGUUUUAUCUCUUUUGAACUUCAACAACAUAAUGAACACAUAUAAAUAUGCUGUUUGAAACAUGUAUCACCAAUCUACACAUAUGGUUAUCUACCUGGAAUUAAUGGUCAGAUUCAAAGCAUAAUAUUGUACAUCUAUAAAUGUAAUGUAUUUCAAUAAUUCAUAAAUUAUUAAAGUAUACAAUUUUAAUAUCAAUAAUCUUAAUAUUUCUACAUGGAUAAACAUUUAUAAUUACUAUCUAUGCUGUAAUUUCAAUUUAUACAAAUUAAGGAAUCACUGGAACUAUAAUCACAAAUGACACCUUUCCCUGUGGCUUUUCAGCACUUCUAACCUAGACUUUUUAUACAAAAUAUGACUUUAAGGGGACUUUGCUGAUUGGCCACACUGGAAGUAAAAUUAUGAAGUUGUACAUAGAAAAUUUUUUUGGAAAUAUCCUGUAGAAUUCUUUCUUGUAAUUGGUGCUGAAUUACAUAUUGGGGAAUCGAUAAAUCAAUAGCAUGUUUUCAUGUAACUUAAAUCUCAUUCUGUAUAUAUAUUUUUUGUACUAACAUCUAAUCAAAGGUUGCUUUGUUCACUUAUUGUGGCAUUUAAUGUUUUUGUGUAAUUUGCUUUUUAAUUGGACCAUGUUUAAUGUUCAAGUUUUGUAUAUUAUAUUGUUUUAAUUUAUUUACCUGUUUGAUGUACAUGUAUAUAUGAGUAGUCUUAUGAAUCGUUUGUUGCUAUUGAAAGUGCUUAUGUAUUUUAGUUACACCCCCUCUCCCUUUUGUCAAGAUACAUGUGCAUGAUGUAUUAAGGAUUGACCCAUAUAAAGUGCAAUUUUUAUUUCCCUUUGAUACCUCUUUGUUUAUUCUAGUCCCCUUGCUUUCUUUCAUUAUAUUUAGAAAAGGUGUUUUGUGAAGGAAGUACUUGUACUCUUGUUUUACAGAUUAAUAGUGAGGCCCUGAAACAUAAAAAAUAAAGUUUUCACAUAAUAUUACUAGCAUUUAUUCAAAGUUAAGUUAAUGCAAGUAAAAUUUGUAGAUUUUUUAAGCACAUUGUUCAUGUCAGAUGUAUUUGGAUACGUAUAAAAAGUAAACCAAUGAUUAUAUUCCUCUCUACACUUGUAUUAACAUGUCUAUUCAUGUAAAAAUACAUACUUUCACAUCUAUUUUUGGAAUGUUAACACCUCUCCUAUAGAGAAAGUACAUGUACAUGUAUUAAUAAAGUGAUAAAUAUUUGUA
Saccostrea cuccullata (small rock oyster) is the source of this 10032-nucleotide messenger RNA. RefSeq names its product protein furry-like. Lineage: Eukaryota; Metazoa; Mollusca; Bivalvia; Ostreida; Ostreidae. The transcript has 61 exons. Gene Ontology annotation, biological process: neuron projection development; cell morphogenesis. The record is from RefSeq and is a predicted model, not a curated record. Gene Ontology annotation, cellular component: cell cortex; site of polarized growth.